Messenger RNA from Macrosiphum euphorbiae (potato aphid), 2589 nucleotides. The record is from the annotation of a GenBank genome assembly. Lineage: Eukaryota; Metazoa; Arthropoda; Insecta; Hemiptera; Aphididae.
AUGGAAGAGAUAAAAAGACGAUUCAGGUACAGUGAAGAGGACUUGAAAAGGGCAAUGGAAGCAGUUCAGCAAAAUGAAAUGACUCUAUGUAAAGCUAGUGCUAGUUUUAAUAUCCCUAAAGGUACUCUAUCAAAUAAAUUAAAUAAAAAGGUUCCAUUGGAAAGAAAAAUGGGUCCUAAGACAUAUUUGUCAGAAGAAGAAGAAAUUAGAAUUAAGAAUUGGAUUCUAGCCAAGGCAGCAGUUGGUUUUCCAGUCAGACCAGAUGAUAUUAGAGACUCUGUACAAAAUGUAUUGAAACAGUUUACCCGUGAUACACCUUUCAUUAAUUGUAGGCCUGGUAUUAAAUGGUUAAAUUUAUUUUUAAAUCGCCACAAAGAAAUUGGGAAAAGAAAUGCUGAAGUUGUAUCAAAAGCAAGGGCUUUGGUAACAAAAGACCAAAUUAAAAACUGGUUUGAUGGUGUGAAAAAUUUUUUAAUAAAUGAAAACUGUGUGGAUAUAUUAGAUGAUGGUAGACGCAUUCUAAACUGUGAUGAAACUGGAAUGAAUACUUGCCCUAAAACAGGCAAAGUAUUAUGCCUAAAGCAAAUGCCAAACUUUUAUGAGGUUGCAAAUGGUCCAGAAAAAGAAUGUACAACUGUUUUAUGUUCUUUUUCAGCUGAUGGUACAUCAUUUCCUCCAAUGGUUGUUUAUCCUUACAAACGUAUACCUGCUGCAAUUGUUAAUAAUUUACCAAAUAGUUGGGUGUUUGGUCGAUCGGAUAGUGGUUGGAUGAUUUCUUCCACUUUUUUUGAAUACAUUGCAAAUUCUUUAUAUCCUAGUUUGGUCGAAAAACAGGUUCCAUUCCCCUUGAUAUUAUUUUUGGAUGGCCACAGUAGUCAUUUAAGCUUAGAUUUAUCUGAAUUUUGUGCUGAUAAACAAAUACAUUUGUACUGUCUACCUCCAAAUGCUACACAUAUAUUACAGCCAUGCAAUGUCUCUAUUUUUAAGCCGUUAAAAUCACACUGGAAAAAAGUUGUUCAUAAAUACAAACAGUGUGAUUCAAAAACAAUAAAUAAAUUUAAUUUUGCAACUAUAUUUAAGGAAGCAUUCGAUAAAAUAACAAUUGAAGUCAUCCAAAAUGGAUUUAGAGCAUGUGGUCUUUAUCCUUUUGACGAAAAUGCAGUUGACUAUAAUAAAUGCAUACCGAAUAGAUCAUUUAAUACAUCAGAUGUUUCCUCUAUUUCCAACAAUGAUUUAAAAUCUAAUGUAUUACCUAGACCAACAAUUGAUGAGUUUAUAAUAGCGAAGAAUGUCAUCAAAUUUAUUUUACAAGAUAAACUAUUAACAGAUAAUGACAAAAUAAGACUUAUAAUAGAAGAGUGUAAUAAAGCUGAAACGCCUGGUAGUAAGCAAAUACAAUCUAAUGUUGAUGGGUUUUUGAAUUUUGAUAUACAAAAUAUGCCAAUGGAAAUACUUAGUGAUACAUUUGAUUUUAAUAUGUUUGAUGAUAUAGUGUAUGAUAACUUACACUGUACAAAUAAUGAAGUACUCCGCAGUGAAAAUAAUAAUUGUGUUACUAUAAAUUAUGAUGAGGGAAAGGCUGAUGAGCUAUUAAUUAAUAGUGAAGAAAAUAAUACAUUUGUUCCUAUAAAUUAUGAUGAGAAAAAGACUGAACUAUUUAAUAGUAAAAAAAAUAUUGAAACUGUAACUAUAAACUGUGAUGAGAAAAAGACUGAUGAAUUAUUAAUUAAUAGUGAAGAAAAUAAUAAAUUUGUUCCUAUAAAUUAUGAUGAGAAAAAGACUGAACUAUUUAAUAGUAAAGAAAAUAUUGAAACUGUAACUAUAAACUGUGAUGAGAAAAAGACUGAUGAACUAUUAAUUAAUAGUGAAGAAAAUAAUAAGACUGAAACUAUGAACAGUGAAAACAAGGCUGGAAAGUCUGAAAAUACAAUUAAUGCAGAUAACUCUAAUAUUAUUGAAAAUAUAAGAACAGGAAUCAAAACUAGUAAUUUGACUGAAUCUUCAAUUGAUAACAUAUGGUCAACACAUUUUCCAUGGCCUAAAACUCCAAGCAGUCAGGGGUCAACUAAAUCAUCUGAACGAAAAGUACCAUAUGCAAUCACAUCAGUGCAGUGGCAAGAAAUUCAAAAAGAAAAAGAAUGCGUUAAAUUGAAAAAACAAGAAGCUAUUGAUUUUAGAAAAGAAGAAAGAAAGCGAAAAGCAAUUGAAAAAGAAAUUACACUUGACGAAAAAAGGAAAAAGAAGAACACCAAAAAAGAUAAUGUAGAAGAACUUGAAGACAUUAAAAAACUCAUACCUCAAACACAAACCUCAACCUCUAAAGUAAGCAAAACUAGUAGCUAUACGGUUGGAUGUUUUGUCAUUGUUGAAUAUGAAGAAGAAUAUUUUCCCGGGGAAAUAAUGAAGAAAAAAGCUAAUGAAUAUCAAGUUCGUGUAAUGUGCAUGUCCGGCUUAAAUUGGAAAUGGCCAGAAAAAGAAGACAUAUGUUGGUAUAAAAAAGAAUAUGUUAUGCAAAGCAUAAUGCCUCCUAAAUUAGUCAAUGCUAGAAAAAUAUAUGCUGUUCCAGAAAUCAAUAAUUAUAAAAUAUAA